UGAAAUAAAAUAAACACUGCAUUCCUCGAUACGUCUCUGUUCGACAGUCGAUUGCUCUCGCCCUCUCCUAGUCCGUGCAGGAGGAAGCGCUGAGGAGCAAACGCGCAUGCGCAGGUCAGUGAUGGACCGGACAGGGUCAUGGAUCUACUGUCCGGACUGUUGAACCGAGUCUGGCCGUUGACAAAUGAUAACAGGAGCAAAAAAAUGGAGGAGAAAGCGCUGGAAGUGUACGAUGUGAUUCGAACGAUUCGUGAUCCAGAGAAGCCCAACACUCUUGAGGAACUCGACGUGGUGACAGAAAAGUGUGUGGAGGUCCAGGAGCUCGGGGACGAUGAAUUUCUGAUAAUCAUCAAGUUUUCUCCGACCGUACCACAUUGCUCUCUGGCCACUCUGAUAGGUCUUUGCUUACAAGUGAAACUGCAGCGCUGCUUGCCGUUCAAACACAAGCUGGAGAUUUACAUAACGGAGGGAAUGCAUUCGACCGAGGAAGACAUUAACAAACAGAUCAAUGAUAAGGAGCGUGUGGCCGCCGCAAUGGAGAACCCCAACCUGCGUGAGAUUGUGGAACAGUGUGUAACCGAACCAGAUGAUUGAGCAUCUCUCUCUUUUACACACACACACACACACACACACAGACGGCUGUGAGCAAACCGCAGGAAUCCUGCUGAGAACAUGUCCAGGUCACAUUUCACCAUAAAAGUAUAAAAAAUUAGAAUUGAUAUUUGGCACCGUGGUGUUAUGACAAUUAAGCACAUUCACUUUUUUAGAACCUCUUAUUGUAAUCUAAACACAAUCUGAUAUUUUUGUGAAGCAUUCAUGCCGCAUGUAUUACUGUCAACACAACUAAGCAAAGUGUCAUUCCCUGAGUUUUGGGGUGAAAUGUGACCCGGAUGUUUCUGUGAGAUUGCGAUCCUGAAAGUUGUCUCUGUAAACUCACUGUGAGA
This is a messenger RNA of Triplophysa rosa, 944 nucleotides long. It is a transcript of the gene ciao2a, whose product is annotated as cytosolic iron-sulfur assembly component 2A. The record is from RefSeq and is a predicted model, not a curated record. Bases 139 to 594 code for a protein of 151 amino acids. Lineage: Eukaryota; Metazoa; Chordata; Actinopteri; Cypriniformes; Nemacheilidae. The transcript has 5 exons.